Molecule: messenger RNA, 594 nt
Organism: Oncorhynchus gorbuscha (pink salmon)
Lineage: Eukaryota; Metazoa; Chordata; Actinopteri; Salmoniformes; Salmonidae
Product: cyclin-T2-like
Exons: 4
Coding region: 165-545 (126 amino acids)
Biological process (GO): regulation of transcription by RNA polymerase II; positive regulation of DNA-templated transcription, elongation
Cellular component (GO): nucleus; cyclin/CDK positive transcription elongation factor complex
Molecular function (GO): cyclin-dependent protein serine/threonine kinase activator activity
Source: RefSeq, a predicted model, not a curated record
UUUGUGAGAGAUUUUUUUUAUUUGCUGUAUUGAAAGUUAAAAUAGUGCUAAUUUGCUGAGAAAUUGGUUUUACUAGUCCUAGGAGAGUAGCCAACACGCAUGCGCGUUUUGUUUCCUACGCUCCCUACCCCCUCGAGCCACCAGGGGCUAGUCGUUGGAGCGCAAUGGCGGUGCACCGGGGACCUUCUUCGAAAUGGCUCUUUUCCCGGGAGCAACUAGAAACAACGCCGUCCCGCCGCAGUGGAGUCGAAUCUGAUAGGGAACUUUCUUACCGACAGCAAGCCGCCAACCUAAUUCAGGAUAUGGGCCAGAGACUCAACGUCUCUCAACUCAUCAUCAACACUGCAAUCGUUUACAUGCAUAGAUUUUAUAUGAUUCACUCUUUCACUAAGUUUCAUAGGAAUAUCAUCUCCCAAACAACCUUGUUCUUGGCUGCGAAGGUGGAGGAACAACCUAGGAAGCUUGAACAUGUCAUCAAAGUGGCCCACGCCUGCGUCAACCCCCAGGAUGCACCACUAGACACCAAGAGUAAUGUUUUGAAAUAACAAUUGAACAUCCUCACACUGAUGUUGUGAGAUGUUCCCAGCUAGUGCG